Talpa occidentalis (Iberian mole) is the source of this 3531-nucleotide messenger RNA. RefSeq names its product sortilin related VPS10 domain containing receptor 2 (gene SORCS2). The transcript has 27 exons. NCBI's taxonomy places the organism in Eukaryota, Metazoa, Chordata, Mammalia, Eulipotyphla, Talpidae. Gene Ontology annotation, cellular component: membrane. Gene Ontology annotation, molecular function: protein binding. The annotation marks the transcript as partial. The record is from RefSeq and is a predicted model, not a curated record.
GCCGCCCGCGCCCCGCGCCCCGGGGCGCCGCCGCCGCGCUCCCCGCUCGCGCGGCCGCUGCUGCUGCUGCUGCUGCUGCUGCCGCCGCCGGGCGCCGGCGGGGCGGCGGGGGGCUCCCCCGCGCCCGCGCGCCCCGGGCCCCGCGCGCUGCUGACCCGGGCGCCGCCGAGCCCGCCCGCGGGGCGCGCGCUGCCGGGGGGCGGCGGGGGGCGGCGCGCGCGCGGCGGGGAGCCCCGCGCCCCGGCCCCCGGCCCCGCUCCGCGUCCCGGCGAGGACGGCGCCCCCGCGGCGGGCCAGGGGCGCCGGGCGCGGGCGGCGCGGGGGGCCGGGGCGGCGCCGCCGGCGCAGGUCUCGCUGGUCAGCACGUCGUUCGUGCUCAAGGGGGACGCGACCCACAACCAGGCGAUGGUGCACUGGACGGGCGAGAACAGCAGCGUGAUCCUGAUCCUGACUAAGUACUACCAUGCAGAUAUGGGGAAGGUUCUGGAAAGUUCUCUGUGGCGGUCGUCGGACUUCGGGACGUCCUACACCAAGCUCACCCUCCAGCCUGGCGUCACCACGGUCAUUGACAGCUUCUACGUUUGCCCGACCAACAAGAGAAAGAUCAUCCUGGUGAGCUCCUCGCUCGGCGACAGGGACCAGAGCCUGUUCCUCAGCACUGACGAGGGCGCCAGCUUCCAGAAGCAGCCCGUCCCCUUCACCGUGGACGCGCUGAUCUUCCACCCCAAGGAGGAGGACAAGGUCCUGGCCUGCACCAAGGAGAGCAAGCUCUACGUGUCAACGGACCUGGGGAAGAAGUGGACACUCCUGCAGGAGCGCGUGACCAAGGACCACGUGUUCUGGGCUGUUUCUGGGGUCGAUGCGGACCCCAACUUGGUCCACAUGGAAGCCCAGGACCUGGGAGGAGGCGUCCGCUACCUCACCUGCCCAGCCCACAACUGCUCCGAUAGGACGCUGGCAGCCCCGGCCACGGGCCCCCUCGACCAGGGCUCGCUGACCGUGCAGGACGAUUACGUCUUCUUUAAGUCAUCCUCCGCGAACCGGACCAAGUACUACGUCUCCUAUCGUCGCAACGAGUUUGUUCUGAUGAAGCUGCCCAAGUAUGCGCUGCCAAAGGACCUGCAGGUCAUCAGCACAGACGAGAGCCAGGUGUUCGUGGCGGUGCAGGAGUGGCAUCAGACGGACACCUACAACCUGUACCAGUCGGACCCGCGGGGCGAGCGCUACUCGCUGGCGCUGGAGAACGUGCGCAGCUCGCGGCAGGCGGAGGAGAGCGUGGUCAUCGACAUCCUGGAGGUCCGAGGGGUGAAAGGUGUCUUCCUGGCAAAUCAGAAGGUGGACGGGAAGGUGGUGACCCUCAUCACCUACAACAAGGGCCGCGACUGGGCGCACCUGCGCCCCCCCAGCACGGACAUGAACGGGAAGCCCACCCACUGCCAGCCCCCCGACUGCCACCUGCACCUCCACCUGCGCUGGGCAGACAACCCCUACGUCUCCGGCACCGUGCACACCAAGGACACCGCCCCCGGACUCAUCAUGGGCGCAGGUAACCUGGGCGCACAGCUGGUGGAGUAUAAAGAAGAGAUGUACAUCACGUCGGACUGCGGGCACACCUGGAGGCAGGUGUUCGAGGAGGAGCACCACAUCCUGUUCCUGGACCACGGCGGCGUGAUCGUGGCCAUCAAGGACACCUCCAUCCCCUUGAAGGUCCUCAGGUUCAGCGUGGACGAGGGCCUCACCUGGAGCACGCACAGCUUCACCAGCACCUCCGUGUUCGUGGACGGGCUGCUGAGCGAGCCGGGCGACGAGACACUGGUCAUGACGGUCUUCGGCCACAUCAGCUUCCGCUCAGACUGGGAGCUGGUCAAGGUGGACUUCCGGCCCUCCUUCUCCAGGCGGUGCGGCGAGGAGGACUAUGGGUCCUGGGACCUCGCCGACCUGCAGGGUGACCGCUGCAUCAUGGGCCAGCAGCGGAGCUUCCGGAGGCGCAGGCCGGCGGCCUGGUGCGUCCAGGGGCGGAGCUUCACGUCAGCGCUCACCUCCCGCGUGUGUGCCUGCCGGGACUCCGACUUCCUCUGUGACUACGGCUUCGAACGAGCCCCCUCUGCAGAGCCCGGCAACAACAAGUGCUUUGCCAACUUCUGGUUCAACCCACUGGCCCCGCCCGAGGACUGCGUCCUGGGCCAGACCUACAGCAGCAGCCUCGGGUACCGGAAGGUGGUAUCCAACGUGUGCGAGGGCGGCGUGGACCUGCAGCGGAGCUCGCCCCAGCUCCAGUGCCCCCUCACACCACCCCGGGGCCUGCGGGUCAGCAUCCGCGGUCAGGCCGUGGCGGUACAGCCAGGAGAUGACGUCCUGUUCGAGGUGCGGCAGGAGCAGGGCGACGUCCUGACCACCAAGUACCAGGUGGACCUCGGGGACGGCUUCAAGGCCAUGUACGUCAACCUCACGCUGACGGGGGAGCCCAUCCGACACCGCUACGAAAGCCCCGGCGUGUACCGGGUGUCCGUGAGGGCGGAGAACGCGGCCGGGCACGAGGAGGCUGUGCUCUUCGUCCAGGUCAACUCCCCCCUGCAGGCCCUCUACCUUGAAGUGGCCCCUGUGGUCGGCGUCAACCAGGAGGUCAACCUCACAGCUGUGCUGCUGCCCCUGAACCCCAACCUCACCGUCUUCUACUGGUGGAUCGGCCACAGCCUGCAGCCCUUGCUGUCCCUGGACAACUCGGUGACCACGCGCUUUGCGGACACAGGGGAUGUGCGCGUGACGGUGCAGGCGGCCUGCGGGGCAUCGGUGCUGCAGGACUCCAGGCUGGUCCGCGUGCUGGAUCAAUUCCAGCUCGUGCCUCUGCAGUUUUCCAAGGAGCUGGACACACACAACCCGAACACGCCCGAGUGGAGAGAGGACGUUGGCCUGGUGGUCACCCGGCUCCUGGCCAAGGAGACCGGCAUCCCUGAGGAGCUGCUGGUGACCGUGGUGAGGCCGGGGCUGCCCACCUGGGCUGACCUGCACGUGCUGCUGCCCCCAGCCAGGCCCGCCACCAGGAGGAGCCUCGCCGAUGACAAGAGGCGCACGGCCGUCCUGCAGGCGCUGAAGGCGCAGAAGAUCGGCUUCCUGCUGCGGGGCGGUGUCCGGGUGCAGGUGGCGGUGAGGGACGGGGACACAGAUGCGCAGAGGCCGGGAGGAGGCGGUGGCUACUGGGCCGUGGCUGUGCUGCUGGUCGCCGGGCUCUUCGCGGUGGGAGUGUUCAUCCUCUUCAAGUUCAAAAGGAAACGCCCGGGCAGGACCGUGUACGCGCAGAUGCACAACGAGAAGGAGCAGGAGAUGACCAGCCCCGCCAGCCCCGGCCAGGGCGUGCAGAGCGCCGCGCAGGGGGAGCAGUGCGUGGACGGCGACCUGGACGCGCAGACCCCAGGGAACCACUCGGGCGUGGUCCUGAGCAUCAACUCCCGCGAGAUGCACAGCUACCUGGUGAGCUGAGCGCGGCCGCCAGCCGCCGCCUCCCCGUCUCCCCCGCGGAGGGCUCCAGCCACA